AAGAAUCAGAAUUAGACGAUGAGUUAGGAUUCAACCUAUGGUCUGAUCAUUACUCUCCUAUUCAAUUUGAAGAGGAUACUGAUGAUAAUGGAGAAUUAGAAGAGCUAAUAGAAGACAACCCAGCUGCCUAUCUUGCUGAAGUUGCAGGAUAUACUACUAAAAUUGAUCCAACCAUAAAGGAAGAUAUAGAAUGGCAUAUUUCUUCACCCAAAUCUGAAGAAAGCGAGGAAUGGUUUGAAGAGGAAUUAUCUCAACAAUACUCUAAUACC
Funneliformis caledonium is the source of this 269-nucleotide messenger RNA. The record is from the annotation of a GenBank genome assembly. NCBI's taxonomy places the organism in Eukaryota, Fungi, Glomeromycota, Glomeromycetes, Glomerales, Glomeraceae.